AUGAGCGCGGCGCCCGGCGGGGGCGCGCAGACGCUGCGGACCCCAGGUCGCCAUGGUUACGCCGUGGAGUUCUCCCCCUAUCUGCCCGGGCGCCUGGCAUGCGCCUCUUCCCAGUACUACGGGAUCGCGGGUUGUGGAACACUCAUUGUACUAGAACAAAAUGAAGCUGGAAUUGGACAUUUUAGAAGUUUUGACUGGAAUGAUGGCCUGUUUGAUGUGACAUGGAGUGAGAACAAUGAACACGUACUAAUCACAUGCAGUGGAGAUGGGUCUCUGCAGCUCUGGGAUACUGCUGAAGCCACAGGCCCUUUGCAGGUGUUUAAAGAGCACACACAGGAGGUUUAUAGCAUUGACUGGAGCCAAACCAGAGGCGAGCAGCUCGUGGUGUCUGGUUCAUGGGAUCAAACAGCCAAACUGUGGGAUCCAGCUGUUGGAAAGUCACUAUGUACUUUUCGAGGCCAUGAAGGUGUCAUUUAUAGCACGAUCUGGUCACCCCACAUCCCUGGUUGUUUUGCUUCAACCUCAGGGGAUCAGACUCUAAGAGUUUGGGAUGUGAAGACGUCAGGAGUCAAAAUUGUGAUUCCAGCUCAUCAAGCAGAAAUCUUAAGCUGUGAUUGGUGCAAAUACAAUGAGAAUUUGCUGGUAACAGGUGCAGUUGACUGUAGUUUAAGAGGCUGGGACUUAAGAAAUAUACGUCAACCAGUAUUUGAACUUCUUGGUCAUACCUAUGCUAUUAGGAGGGUGAAAUUUUCACCAUUUCACGCUUCUUUGUUGGCCUCUUGCUCCUAUGAUUUUACAGUGAGAUUCUGGAACUUUUCGAAGCCUGAUCCUCUCCUUGAAACAGUGGAGCAUCAUACAGAGUUUACAUGUGGGCUAGAUUUAAGUCUACAUAGCCCUACUCAGGUAGCUGACUGUGCUUGGGAUGAAACUGUGAAAAUCUAUACCCCAGCUUGUCUUAUGAACCCCCCUUAGGAAGAGCUCUCCUGCUCAAAUGCAGGCUAACAAACUAUCCAGUGCAAAAUAAAUGAACUGUUGAUAACA
This is a messenger RNA of Vombatus ursinus (common wombat), 1041 nucleotides long. RefSeq names its product peroxisomal biogenesis factor 7 (gene PEX7). NCBI's taxonomy places the organism in Eukaryota, Metazoa, Chordata, Mammalia, Diprotodontia, Vombatidae. The transcript is spliced from 10 exons. The coding region runs from base 1 to 972 and encodes 323 amino acids. The record is from RefSeq and is a predicted model, not a curated record. Gene Ontology annotation, biological process: protein import into peroxisome matrix. Gene Ontology annotation, molecular function: protein binding. Gene Ontology annotation, cellular component: cytosol; peroxisomal matrix.